AUGAUACGAAAACAAUCUUUAUCAUAUAAAAACAAUCUUUAUGUUGCUCCUUCUUCCAAGGUUUUUGGUAGAGGAGAACUUGUUCUUACCUAUUCUAAGAUUGCUCUUAGGUACUUCAGCAAGGGUUUUUGGUUAGACUUUAUUGCCGCAUUGCCUCUUCCUCAGGUGUUGAUUUGGAUUAUUAUACCAACACUUAGGGGUUCAACAAUGGCAAAUACCAAAAAUGUCCUUCGUUUUUUCAUCAUUUUUCAAUAUAUUCCAAGGCUGUAUUUGAUUUUUCCACUUUCAUCACAAAUUGUAAAAGCUACAGGGGUUGUGACAGAAACAGCAUGGGCAGGUGCUGCUUACAACCUCAUGCUUUACAUGUUGGCCAGCCAUAUUUUAGGAGCUUGCUGGUACCUUCUUUCAAUCGAGCGUCAAGAAGCAUGUUGGAAAAGUGUGUGCAAUAUGGAGAAAUCAAAUUGCCAAUAUGGAUUCUUCAAUUGUCACAGUAUUAAAGAUGCUCCAAGAGUAGCUUGGUUUAUAGCUAGUAAUGUCACAAAUUUAUGUUCACCAAAUGCCGGCUUUUAUCCGUUUGGUAUAUAUGCUGAUGCCAUGACUUCCAAAGUUACAUCAUCACCUGUUGUGAAUCCGUCUCGUGACGGAUUCUUCAACUCAUGUAGAAUCGGUCCAGGCGAUUUCUGUGGUGAAGAGCUCUUAACAUGGGCCUUAGAUCCAAGACCAAGUGUGAUACUCCCUUCCUCAACAAGAACAGUUAAAGCUUUCUCAGAAGUAGAAGCUUUUGCACUCAUAGCUGAAGAUCUUAAGUUUGUUGCAUCUCAAUUUAGAAGACUACAUAGUAAACAACUUAGGCAUAAAUUCAGAUUUUAUUCACACCAAUGGAGAACUUGGGCUGCUUGUUUUAUUCAAGCUGCAUGGAGAAGGCACAAGAAAAGGAAAGAAGCUGCUGAAUUGAGGGCUAAGGAGAGUCUUGUGGCAGCUUCAGAGGCUGAAAAUGAAAUAGCAAAAAAAUAUGGUAAAGGUUUUGUUGUUUAUGGAACAAGGGUGGCAAGGAGUACUAGGAAAGGUGUUAAUAUGCAUUCUGGGACAAAUUCUGGAGUAGUUAGCUCUUUGCAGAAACCAACAGAACCUGAUUUUUCUGAUGAAUAAUAAUGAAUGUAUAUUGUUACAUUAGUCUUUUAAUUGUGUAAUUUGUUUGUUUUGGA
Medicago truncatula (barrel medic) is the source of this 1205-nucleotide messenger RNA. Its product is annotated as protein CNGC15c. Bases 1 to 1149 code for a protein of 382 amino acids. The transcript has 4 exons. Gene Ontology annotation, molecular function: monoatomic ion channel activity. The record is from RefSeq and is a predicted model, not a curated record. Gene Ontology annotation, biological process: transmembrane transport; monoatomic ion transport. Lineage: Eukaryota; Viridiplantae; Streptophyta; Magnoliopsida; Fabales; Fabaceae. Gene Ontology annotation, cellular component: membrane.